GCGGCGGGGGGAGCCGGGAGAUCAGGCGCCUCCCGGGUCUGUCCGGAGGGCUCUCCCCAGAGGCAGCAUGGAGCCCGCCCCGGGAGCCGGCUCCAGCCCCGGCCCGCAGGACCGGGCCCCCGCCCCCGCCGCGCCCCCCGGCCAGCGCCCCGCCGCGCCCCCCGAGCCCGCCCCGAGCCUCGGGGAGCCGCCGGCCGGCCCGGGCGCGGCGGGCGAGGCGCUGGCGGCGCUGACGGCGUUCGGGCGGCGGCUGCUGGUGCUGGUGCCGGUGUACCUGGCGGGGGCCCUGGGGCUCAGCGUGGGCUUCGUGCUGGUCGGCCUCGCCCUCUACCUGGGCUGGCGCCGCGUCCGCGACGGCAAGGAACGGAGGCUCCGCGUGGCGCGGCUGCUGCUGGACGACGAGGAGCGGCUCACGGCCCAGACGCUGUACCUGAGCCACCGGGAGCUGCCCGCCUGGGUCAGCUUCCCAGACGUGGAAAAGGUGGAAUGGCUAAAUAAGAUUGUGGCCCAGGUCUGGCCCUUCCUGGGGCAGUACAUGGAGAAGCUUCUGGCUGAGACGGUGGCCCCUGCUGUGCGAGGAUCUAACCCUCAUUUACAGACAUUCACAUUCACCCGAGUGGAACUGGGUGAAAAGCCGCUGCGCAUCCUAGGAGUCAAAGUUCACCCGGGUCAGAACAAGCAGCAGAUCCUGCUGGACAUGAACAUCAGCUACGUAGGCGACAUACAGAUUGAUGUGGAAGUGAAGAAAUAUUUCUGCAAAGCUGGGGUCAAGGGCAUGCAGCUGCACGGUGUCCUGCGGGUGAUUCUGGAGCCGCUCAUAGGAGACAUUCCUAUCGUGGGGGCUGUGUCCAUGUUCUUUAUUCGACGCCCGACCCUCGAUAUCAACUGGACGGGGAUGACCAACCUGCUGGAUAUCCCAGGACUCAGCUCGCUCUCCGACACCAUGAUCAUGGACUCCAUCUCUGCCUUCCUGGUGCUGCCCAACCGCCUGCUGGUGCCCCUGGUGCCUGACCUCCAGGACGUGGCCCAGCUGCGCUCCCCUCUCCCCCGGGGCAUUAUCAGGAUUCACCUGCUGGCUGCUCGAGGCUUAAGCUCCAAGGACAAAUAUGUGAAGGGCCUGAUUGAGGGCAAGUCAGACCCCUAUGCCAUUGUGCGAGUGGGCACCCAGACCUUCUGUAGUCGUGUCAUCGACGAGGAACUCAACCCGCAGUGGGGAGAGACCUACGAGGUGAUUGUGCACGAGGUCCCGGGCCAGGAGGUGGAGGUGGAGGUGUUUGACAAGGACCCCGACAAAGAUGACUUUCUGGGCAGGAUGAAGCUGGAUGUGGGGAAGGUGCUACAGGCUGGAGUCCUGGAUGAGUGGUUCCCUCUGCAAGGCGGGCAAGGCCAAGUCCACUUGAAGCUGGAAUGGCUGUCACUGUUGCCAGAUGCAGACAAACUGGAGCAGGUCCUGCAGUGGAACCGAGGCGUCUCCUCCCGGCCGGAGCCCCCGUCAGCUGCCAUCUUGGUUGUCUAUCUGGAUCGGGCCCAGGAUCUCCCUCUGAAGAAGGGGAACAAGGAGCCCAACCCCAUGGUACAACUGUCCGUUCAGGACGUGACCCGGGAGAGCAAGGCUGUCUACAACACCAACAGCCCCGUGUGGGAGGAGGCCUUCCGCUUCUUCCUGCAGGACCCUCAGCGCCAGGAGCUCGAUGUGCAGGUGAAGGACGACUCCAGGGCGGUGACGCUGGGGGCGCUGACCCUGCCCCUGGCCCGCCUGCUGACGGCCUCCGAGCUCACCCUGGACCAGUGGUUCCAGCUCAGCGGCUCGGGCCCAGGCUCCAGGCUCUACAUGAAAGUGGUCAUGAGGAUCUUGUACUUGGACUCGUCAGAAGUGCGCUUCCCCGCGGCCACCGGUGCCUCCGACCUGGACCGCGAGAGCCCCCAGCCGGGCAGCAGCGUGGACGCGCCCCCGCGGCCCCGGCACACCACUCCGGACAGCCACUUCGGGACCGAGAACGUUCUCCGGAUCCACGUGUUGGAGGCCCAGGACCUGAUCGCCAAAGACCGUUUCCUGGGCGGGCUGGUGAAGGGCAAGUCCGACCCCUACGUCAAACUGAAGCUGGCGGGACGGAGCCUCCGGAGCCGCGUGGUGCGGGAGGACCUCAACCCGCGCUGGAACGAGGUGUUUGAGGUGAUUGUCACGUCGAUCCCAGGCCAGGAGCUCGGGGUGGAGGUUUUUGACAAGGACCUGGACAAGGACGACUUCCUGGGCAGGUGUAAAGUGAGCCUCACCGCCGUCCUCAACAGCGGCUUCCUUGACGAGUGGCUGACCCUGGAGGACGUCCCGUCUGGCCGCCUGCACCUGCGUCUGGAGCGUCUGACCCCCCGCCCCGUUGCUGCUGAGCUAGAGGAGGUGCUGCAGGUGAACAGUCUGAUCCAGACGCAGAAGAGCGGAGAGCUGGCUGCGGCCCUGCUGUCCGUCUACCUGGAGCGGGCGGAGGACCUUCCGCUCCGAAAAGGUACCAAGCCUCCCAGCCCUUAUGCUACUAUCACCGUGGGAGAAGCCUCUCAUAAAACUAAGACUGUUCCCCAGACGGCAGCCCCCAUCUGGGACGAGUGUGCCUCCUUCCUCAUCAGGAAACCGAACACGGAGAGCCUGGAGGUGCAGGUUCGGGGUGAGGGCGCCGGCGCGCUGGGCUCCUUGUCGCUGCCCCUCUCGGAGCUCCUUGGGGCCGAGCAGCUCUGCGUGGACCGCUGGUUUGCACUCAACAACGGUCAAGGGCAGGUGCUGCUGAGAGCACAGCUGGGGAUCCUGGUGUCCCAGCACUCGGGAGUGGAAGCCCACAGCCACAGCCACAGCUCCUCUUCUGUGAGCGAGGAGCUGGAGUCCUGGGGGGGCCUGCCUCACGCCACCUCCUCGGCCCCGGAGCUCCGGCAGCGCCUCACCCACGGGGACAGCCCCCCGGAGGCGCCGGCCGGGCCGCUGGGCCAGGUGAAGCUCACCGUGUGGUACUACAGCGAAGACCGGAAGCUGAUCGGCAUCGUGCACAGCUGCCGGUCCCUUCGGCAGAACGGACGGGACCCCCCCGACCCCUACGUGUCGCUGCUGCUGCACCCGGACAGGAGCCGGGGCUCCAAGAGGAAGACCUCGCAGAAGAAGAGGACCCUCAAUCCCGAGUUCAACGAGCGGUUCGAGUGGGAGCUGCCGCUGGAGGAGGCCCUGCGGCGGAAGCUGGAGGUCUCCGUGAAGUCCGGCCCGUCCUUCAUGUCCAGGGAGCGGGAGCUGCUGGGAAAGGUGCAGCUGGACCUCGCGGAGACAGACCUGUCCCAGGGCGCGGCCCAGUGGUACGACCUGACGGAUGACAAGGACAAAGGCAGCUCCUAGGAGCAGGGGUGACCGGCCUCACUGCUGUCACUCCGCCUCGCCUCCUGCCGCAUCGCCGCCUCAAUGCGAUGAGCCAAACGCGAGGGCCUGAGGCAGAGCCUGUGCCCCCGGCCCGCCAGGGCCUUUGCCUGACCAAAGAGGGGAACCUUCUUCACUGCACGGCCUUCACCUUCGGGGCUCCGAGGCAGCGCCCUGCUCUGCCGCAAAGCCCCCGCCCCGCCCCCUCCUCAGGGCUCUGAACCUGUGCCUGGCCGCUGGCAGCACUUGCAGUGGCACCAGCUUAUGCCAAACACAUUUCUAGAAAGACCUUUUGUCUUUCAUGGAACCGUCUUCUUCCCGUUGUAAACGAGAGGCGAAGCACAGGGGUAGGAAGUGGGCAGGCUGACCCCUGGAGCUCCGAGCCUCUCGGACCCCUGCAUGUAGCGAGUGAAGAGCACCCUGUCCCAUGUGCAUUCUGACCCCGCGUCCCUCCAGCCUGUCCCCAGCGUCACCUGCUGCGGGGCCGGGCCAGCAGCCUCCCGAUCCCCCCGAUCCCCCUCGGGAGCUGGGAACACGGCUCCAGCCCACGCCUUCAGGGAGCAGCUAGCCCUCUGCGAGCCUCGAGCAGAGGGCCUCGAGGACGAACAGCAGGGCCAGUUUUUUCUGGAUGCCUAGGCUGUUGGCUCACUGACUAGAACUGAAUCUCGUCAUUUUGUACCAGCUCCACCAUUCACUGUAUCUUACAUUAAACGUUGUAUUCA
Messenger RNA from Pipistrellus kuhlii (Kuhl's pipistrelle), 4107 nucleotides. RefSeq names its product extended synaptotagmin 1 (gene ESYT1). The transcript has 31 exons. The coding region runs from base 68 to 3367 and encodes 1099 amino acids. NCBI's taxonomy places the organism in Eukaryota, Metazoa, Chordata, Mammalia, Chiroptera, Vespertilionidae. Gene Ontology annotation, biological process: lipid transport. The record is from RefSeq and is a predicted model, not a curated record. Gene Ontology annotation, molecular function: lipid binding.